AUGAGUAAACCAAACGUGGCGGACACGGAAAGUGGCGAAAAGCCAAGGGUCUCAAAAGGCAAUAACACGAACAAAUUGCCAAAAACAGAAAAGGCAGAGGUGUCGUCCACGACAUCAGCAGCAACUUCAGGUGGAACUGUGUACUUUUGGGGAUUACUUCCAUUCCCCACCAGGAUGUUGAACUAUGUUCACUUCUCCAUUUUCAUGGCCCUUACUUUAUUAAGCAUAUGGAAGGCGUACAGCAUCCGACUAAUUUCCGUCCAAAUCUAUGGUAAAGUCAUUCAUGAAUUCGACCCAUGGUUUAACUACCGCGCUACAGAGUACCUCAACGAGCACGGCUGGCGUGCCUUCUUUGAGUGGUAUGACUAUAUGAGUUGGUACCCACUCGGACGUCCCGUCGGUACCACUAUCUAUCCUGGUUUGCAGAUCACUAGUGUGGUCAUUCACUAUGUAUUAAACGCUAUUGGUAUACCUAUGUCGUUGAAUGAUGUUUGUGUUUAUGUGCCAGCAUGGUUUGGCUCGGUGGCAACAGCCAUUGUCGCACUUCUCUCGUAUGAAACCUCGGGUUCACUUGCGGCAACCGGUCUGGCGGCCGCUCUGUUUGCUAUUUCCCCUGCCCAUCUGAUGCGAUCCAUGGCUGGCGAAUACGAUAAUGAGUGUAUUGCCCUGGCAGCCAUGGUGUUGACAUUUUACAUGUGGGUUCGCUCACUUCGUACUGAGAAAUCAUGGCCUAUUGGGGUGCUCACAGGACUCGCAUACGGCUAUAUGGUUUCUACCUGGGGUGGUUACAUCUUUGUGCUCAACAUGGUAGCGCUUCAUGCUGCAGUGUGCGUAUUAGUGGACUGGAUGCGUGGUGUGUAUGACACCAAUUUGCUCAAGGCGUACUCUCUCUUCUUCGUUGUGGGAACAGCUAUUGCAACGCGUGUUCCACCGGUGGGAUGGACGCCAUUCCGGUCCCUAGAGCAGCUGAUGGCACUACUGGUGUUUGUCUUUAUGUGGGCACUACACUUCUCUGAGAUUGUGCGGCUCCGCGCUGGUGUUUCCAUCCGCUCUGCCAAAUCUCUGCAGAUUCGUGCACGGGCAUUCAUGGUAACACUUGGUGCUCUUGUACUCAUCGCUUUACUCCUGGCACCGCAGGGAUACUUUGGUCCUCUAUCCUCACGUGUUCGUGCACUCUUUGUGCAGCACACACGUACAGGUAAUCCUCUCGUUGAUUCUGUUGCAGAGCAUCGGCCGACGAGUGCAGAUUCUUACUGGAAUUUUCUCCAUAUUUGUUAUCCAUUGUGGUUUUUGGGUAUUAUUCUGAUAGUUGUAUUUCCAGAGAGCCCAAUGCGACGUGCCUCUUCGUUCUUUGUGUGCUAUUCUUUUACAGCGUUAUAUUUCAGUGGCAGAAUGUCGCGUCUGCUGCUUUUGGCAGGACCUGUGGCAACGGUAUGUGCUGCUGUGCCUAUUGGUUUUAUGCUGAACUUUGCAUUGCGACAGCUGUUCUGGGAAGGGGGAGAAUCAACGGCAACGGCAACGGCAACAACUGACUCUGCUCGUACCCGAGGUUCAAAGACAUCCAAGAAAAGUAAAAGGGGACAGAGUGAUGAGAACGUGGAGUCCAUUGUGCAGGUGGAAAUUGAACGUCGUCUCAAUGCCAUGCCUCGUACCAUUCGUAUCAGCUUGAGUGUACUUAUUUUUGUCACACUCUUGUUUAAUCCAGCAAUCAGUUCCUAUUCGACGGUGGCUGAGCGCAUGGCCUACGGAAUGUCAAACCCACGAAUUAUGUUUUAUGCAAAGUCCUCGCGGGGCGAAACUGUCUUGAUAGAUGAUUAUUAUGCUUCCUACAUGUGGCUACGAAAUAACACACCGGCGGAUGCCCGUGUGCUUGCCUGGUGGGACUACGGCUAUCAGAUCACGGGUAUCGGUAACCGCACCAGUCUCGCCGAUGGCAACACAUGGAACCAUGAGCAUAUUGCCACAAUUGGAAAGUUGCUUACCUCCCCAGUGAAGGAGUCACACACUCUCAUCCGACACCUUGCUGAUUAUGUUCUUAUCUGGGCUGGGCAGCGCGGAGACGAUCUGAUGAAGUCCCCACACAUGGCACGCAUUGGAAACAGUGUGUAUCGUGAUAUCUGUCCUGUGGAUGACCCUCUGUGUUCUAAUUUCGGUUUCUAUGACAGUGAUUUUAACCGUCCGACACCAAUGAUGCAAAAAUCACUGCUCUACAAUCUGCACGGGCAUGGGAGUGUGCCUGGUGUAUAUGUUGAUGAAAAAUUAUUCCAACUUGUUCACGUUUCACGCUACGGUCUUGUAAAGAUCUACAAAGUGAUGAACGUGAGCCAGGAGAGUAAGGAGUGGGUGGCGAAUCCAAAGAACCGCAAGUGCAGUCCACCGGGUUCCUGGCUUUGUGCUGGACAGUACCCACCUGCGAAGGAAAUCCAGGACCUGCUGGCGAAACGCAUUGACUACGCCCAGCUGGAGGAUUUCAACCGUGGUAAGAGAGACGAUGAAUACUACCGUGCCUAUAUGAAGCGUAUCCGUGAAGAGGCGGACUAG
This is a messenger RNA of Trypanosoma theileri, 2541 nucleotides long. Its product is annotated as putative oligosaccharyl transferase subunit. Gene Ontology annotation, cellular component: membrane. Gene Ontology annotation, molecular function: oligosaccharyl transferase activity. The record is from RefSeq and is a predicted model, not a curated record. Lineage: Eukaryota; Euglenozoa; Kinetoplastea; Trypanosomatida; Trypanosomatidae. The transcript has a single exon. Bases 1 to 2541 code for a protein of 846 amino acids.